AUGCGUACACGAAGGAGGACGGCCAGCAUCGUCGAGAAUUAUUCCCGAGACCUUGAAUCGGCAGAAGCCACUUUCGCAGAGCGAUACGAGAGGAAUGAGUGCCCAAAGCAGACCGUUGUCGGCUUUUUAGACUUGACAGAGAUCGCAAGCGGCACUUACGGGACUGUGUACAAAGGCAAAUGGCUGAGUAAAGAUGAGGGGGGGCAGACCGUGGAAAGAUUUUAUGCGAUCAAACGACAGGGAAAGAGAGAAGAUCCUACUGGCGCCAUCAGAGAGAAAAAAAUUCUUUUCGCUCUGAGCGUGAGCUCCUUUGUCGUGAAACUCCACUGGUCUUGGAAAACUCACUAUUUUUGUUACCUCGUCAUGGAUUAUGCGCCAAACGGUAAUCUCUACCAGAUCGGGAGGAUCCCACAUUCCGAGGAGACAGUCGAGCUACUCCUCUGCCAAAUUGUGAUGGGCCUCGAGUUUAUUCACGCGUGCAAUGUCAUUUGGCGCGACUUGAAACCAAAUAAUAUCCUCGUCUUCGAAAGAGGACUUCUGAAGCUAUCCGAUUUCGGAAUGGCAUCCGAUAGGCCAAGGGAUAUAUCAGGCACUCUCAAAUAUAUGGCACCAGAAGUCUUCACGGGAGAACCACAGACUGGUGCAGUCGACUGGUGA
Galendromus occidentalis (western predatory mite) is the source of this 657-nucleotide messenger RNA. RefSeq names its product putative serine/threonine-protein kinase PRKY. Gene Ontology annotation, biological process: peptidyl-serine phosphorylation; intracellular signal transduction. The transcript has a single exon. The coding region runs from base 1 to 657 and encodes 218 amino acids. Gene Ontology annotation, molecular function: ATP binding; protein serine/threonine kinase activity. The record is from RefSeq and is a predicted model, not a curated record. NCBI's taxonomy places the organism in Eukaryota, Metazoa, Arthropoda, Arachnida, Mesostigmata, Phytoseiidae.